AUGGGCUACAAAUCUGCUAUUAAUUCAACUGAGAAUUUAGCAAAGGCUGUAGCUAGAUUACCUCAUCACUUUCGCAAUCAGUUUUACAAAUUUUCGAAAGGCAAAAUUACGAAUCAGGAACAGAAUAAGAUUAAAAAAGGAAAGGAGUCGAAGAGAGAUGAGAAAAGAGUGAGAACAUUUGCAACAGGUGCAGGUAGUGAACGCAGUACGAAGUGUUGGAUUUGUUCAGAAAAUCAUUUUGUUUUUAAGUGCAGAGAAUUCGAAUCAAAACCGAUGGCAGAUCGUAGGAAGUUUGUUUUAGAAAAGGGACUUUGCUUCAAUUGUCUUUCACCUUCUCACAAAAUAAAAUGUAAAUCUAGGAAGAGGUGUCGAGAAGAUAAAUGUGGAAAACGUCACCACACCCUGCUGAAUUUAGGAACGCCACAACAAAAUGAAAAUGAAGAUACAAAGAAUGAACCUGAGAAGUUUAAAUCAAAAAUCGUAUCAUUUAAUGUUCACCCUACCAAUCUAAAAGAAGAAAUCAGAAUCGAAAAAGCAUGGGUUGUACCAGAUCUUAACACUCCUACUAAAAAACGAAACAUCGCAGAUUUAAAAGAAAAAUAUGUUCAUUUAAAAGACAUCGAUAUACCAACCUUACACGACGACAGAGUAACAGUACUUAUUGGAAUUGAUACACCAUCACUUCAUAUUCAACACGAUUAUCGAGUAGGAAAACACAACGAACCAGUAGCUGUUAAAACGCAACUUGGUUGGAUCCUAUUUGGUGGGAAAAAUAAAAACAUAUUUACCAAUAUUAAUCGAUUAGAAACUGAUACGUAUGAUCUCACUAAAGCAGUAGAAAGAUUUUGGGAAAUCGAGUCAUAUGGAACAAAGCCUCCACUCCAUCCAGACCUACUAACGAAAGACGAAAAACAUGCGUCACACAUACUUAAGUCGACCACGAAAAUAAAAGACGGUCAUUUUGAAGUAGGUUUAUUGUGGAAAGAUGAGAAACCAAAAUUACCAUACAACAGGGAAUUAGCAGUCCAACGUCUGAAAUCUAACGAAAGAAAACUGAGCAAGCAAUCAAUUUUAGCAGAAAAUUACAGAUUACAAGUCAAGGAAUAUAUCGCUCUUGGACAUGCGAGAAAGCUUUCAGACUUUGAGAAAAACCAAACAUCCAAUAUCACCAACUACAUACCACAUCAUGGUGUUGUCCAUCCUAACAAGCCUGCAAAAGUUCGUGUAGUCUUUGACGCAGCUGCAAAGUACAAAGGUUUCUUUUAUCGAACAGAAACCUGUUUUUCAUAA
Hydractinia symbiolongicarpus is the source of this 1290-nucleotide messenger RNA. RefSeq lists its product as uncharacterized. The transcript has 4 exons. Lineage: Eukaryota; Metazoa; Cnidaria; Hydrozoa; Anthoathecata; Hydractiniidae. Bases 1 to 1290 code for a protein of 429 amino acids. The record is from RefSeq and is a predicted model, not a curated record.